Messenger RNA from Drosophila willistoni, 3722 nucleotides. RefSeq lists its product as uncharacterized. Gene Ontology annotation, molecular function: nucleic acid binding; zinc ion binding. The record is from RefSeq and is a predicted model, not a curated record. Bases 564 to 2573 code for a protein of 669 amino acids. The transcript has 2 exons. Lineage: Eukaryota; Metazoa; Arthropoda; Insecta; Diptera; Drosophilidae.
GAUGACGAACGAUAGAGAGAUGACGACGAGGAGAGUUGGUUUUUGCGCGUCAAACAAGACGGAAGUGUUUUGAGGUCUUGCGUCAUAGUCGGAUGCAAGGUCAAGUCGAGUACCAUAGACGGGUGCUAAAAGUCGUGUGUCAAAGUCGGACACUUAAAGUCGAACGCCAAAGUCGGCCGCGAAAAGUCGAAGCGUCAUAGACGGACGCCAAAGUUGAGCCGAACCAAACGUCGAUUGUCAUUUCACAUAGUGUAAUCUCUAUAAAGUCGUAUUUUCAUGUAAACCCCCUAGACUAUAAUUAUAUCGUUAAAUAAAACCCCACAUAUUUUGGGUGCUCGUCCGGGAUAGAUUCGAGUAAGAGUGGCGCUCAUCCGGUUACAAAGAGUUUUCCCCACAUAUUUUGUCGUGAUAGAAAGAGUGCGGGAUACAAGAGAACACCCCACAUACAUUUUUUGUGCGUUCGUGCGGGAGAAGAGUGAAAAAAAAAGUGAUUUUUUUUCUUUAACAAUCGUGUUGUGUUAAGUCGGUCCUGCUCUGCUAAUGGUGAAAUUAAAACAUUAACUAUGUCGUGUCUAAAUGAUUUAAUAAGUGGUACUCUGAAAACGGGUAAAGUAGACGGUAUCAGAGCAUUGCAUAAAUUUAUCUAUGAGAGCGAGGGAGAUAGAAAUAACCGCAAAAGAAUUCGAGAAUUUUCUGGUUUCGAUUACGAUGAAGCGAAGGCAAAAUACAAAGCAAAAGCGGAAUAUGUACGACGAAAUUUGACGAACGGUGAUCUUGUUUCGAUUUGCAAUGUAUUGGGAAUCAAGUACAGUGUCGACGACCUUGCAUUGCAUAUUUUCACGAAUUUGAAGAUGAACAAUUUGUUGGCAUCACAAGACGAAGACGAAUUAGACGACGAAGUAGAUGAUGAAAUAGACGACGAGACAGAUCAUGAGUCGGUAGCUACAGAGAGGAACGUAGCAACAGAGAAUAAUUUGAGGAACAUACCGCACGAGAGAGCAAGCGAGAACAACAACGAUGAGUACAGAAGAAUAAACGAAGAGAGAGAUAGAAUGAUGACGCCGCGUUUUGCCAUUAGUUUUCGCGACGUGGAAGAGAACAUUCGUAUUUUUGACGGCACUAACACUAUUGCAGUAGAAGUUUGGAUUAACGAAUUCAAUGAGCAAGCAACGUUGAUGUGUUGGAACGAUUUCCAGAAGUUUCUGUUCGCGAAGAAGGCGUUAAAAGGUAUCGCGAAACUGUUUGUCUUGAGUGAGAGAGGAAUAAAUUCAUGGAACUCCCUCGAAAAAGCACUUUUGAGUGAAUUCAAAUCGUGCGUGAGUAGUAAAGACAUACAUGAGCAACUGAUGAAAAUGAAGCGUAAAAACAAUGAGUGCGUUUAUGAGUAUUUUUACAGAAUGAAAGAUGUAGCUUCACGUGGACAAAUUAAAGACGAUUCAUUAAUAGAAUAUUUAAUUGACGGCAUUGAUGAAAAAAGUGAGAAUAAGUCGAUUUUAUAUGGUGCGAAAAAUUUGAUUGAGUUUAAAGAGAAAUUAAAGCAGUAUAAAAUAAUGAGUGAAAAAGAAAGUAAGAAUGGUAAAUACAAAAACGAUGAGAACAGUGCAAGAGUGAAAAACAAAAUGAUGAAAACUUAUAAUAAAGACGAUGUUGUGUGUUACAACUGUGGCGAUAAAGGACAUUACUCAAAAGAUUGUGAUGAUAAAGGGAAAGGUAGAAAGUGCUACAAAUGUAAUGAAUUUGGUCAUAUAGCUAAAAAUUGUAAUAAAAGAGAAAUGAACGGUAAAAUUGAACCGAACACAAGAAAUUUAACGUCGAAAGAAGAAAUAACCUGUAAAGUUAUUAAAAUUGACAAUAUUGAGUGUAAAGCAUUGUUCGACACCGGAAGUAAAUUUUGUAUCAUUCGCGAAGAUUUGUAUAAACGUUUGAAACAACCCGAGUUGAGUAGCUUUGACGGGUUUCUAAUUGGAUUCGGUGGCGGAGAAUCAAAUAAGAUAAAACCAAUUGGACACUUCGUGAAUUCCAUUUUGAUUGACGACCAAUCGUUCGUGUUAGAUUUUCAUGUAGUUCCGAUUAGAUUGUUAGAUGUCGAAAUGAUCAUAGGCGAGGAAUUAUGUUUGCAAGCUGACAUUAUUUUUAGCCGAAAUGGUGUAAGAGUAGAAAAGUUCGAAAAAGAAAGUGAUGAAAUAAAAAUUCUAAAAAUUUAUGUCGCGAAUAAUAAAGAUGAACUUAAUAUAGACGAAUGUGCAAGCACAAGUGCUAAAAAAGAGGUAUUCGAUUUGAUAUCUAAUUAUCAACCGGUAGCAACAAAGACAACAAAUGUAGAAAUGCGAAUAAUUUUAAACGAUGACAGUCCGAUAUUUGCGCGACCCCGUAGACUUGCAUUUAAAGAGGCAGAGUUCAUGAACGAGAAAGUCGAAGAAUGGUUGGCUGAAGGCAUAAUUGAAGAGUCAACGUCCGAAUACACAAGUCCGGUGGUACUUGUGAAGAAGCAUGACGAUUCCUACCGGCUAUGUGUCGAUUUUCGUAAAAUAAACAAGUUGCAGAAUCUAGUCGAAAGUAUACGUCGUUUGUGACCCACUGUGGUCAGUACCAAUUCAAGAGGGUUCCGUUUGGAUUUACUAAUUCACCUGGAGUAUUCCAAAGACAUGUAAAUGCAAUAUUUCGACAUUUAUCCAAGAGAGGCAUUGCGCUGCCAUACGUAGACGAUGUUAUCAUCUUGGCCAGAGAUGAAGAGGAAGCUGUUAAGAAUCUAAAAGAGGUAAUCGUAACCUGCGAAGAGUAUGGUUUAGAGUUAAACCUGAAGAAGUGUCAUUUUUUAAAGAAAGGAAUACAAUUUUUGGGGCACAUUGUCGAGAAUAAGAAGAUAUAUCCAUCUACAGAUAAAAUUGAGGCUGUUGCAAAGUUUAAAAUGCCUCAAACCGUAAAGCAAGUUCAAAGUUUCUUAGGUUUGACGGGUUAUUUGAGAAAGUUUAUUCCAAACUAUGCGUGUAUACCGAAGACUCUGACCGACUCUGACUAGUCGUACCAAUCUGAAGUCCAUACUGAUGCAUCCAUUGAAGGCUUUGGAGCAGUUUUACUACAAAGAUAUCCAGAAGACGGUGAACUCCAUCCCGCAUACUGUAUGAGUCGAAAAACCACAGACGCACAGCGAAAGUAUAGCAGCUACGAAUUAAAGAUUCUCGCAGUCAUAACAGCGUUAGAAAAGUUUAGAGUUUAUCUUUUGGGCAUGCAUUUUAAGCUAAUCACGGAUUGCGACGCAUUUACAAAGACGCUGGAGAAGAAGAGCCUUUGUACCAGGGUAGCUCGUUGGGUACUUUUUCUUCAAGAAUACGAUUUUGACGUUUUACACCGUUCAGGUACCCGUAUGAGACAUGUCGACGCCCUCAGCAGAUAUCCAAUUAUGCAAAUUAACGACUAUGGAAUCAGCGUUGGCAUAAAGAAGGCACAGUCACAAGAUGAGAAAAUAAGAGCCAUCAUAGAAGUUCUGAAAGACAAUUCGAAAACUUAUGAUGAUUAUUUUCUGAAAGCCGAUAUCCUGUACAAAUUAGUCAAUGACGUUGAUUUAAUUGUUGUCCCAAACGCGAUGCAGAAGCAGAUUAUUGGUCAGGCACAUAACAGAGGACAUUUCGGGGCAAAGAAGACGAAAGACCUGAUUUGCAGAGAAUACUUUAUACCGCAUCUCGAGGAAAAAAUCCAAAAAUAUAUCGAAUGCUGUAUUCCUU